Dermatophagoides pteronyssinus (European house dust mite) is the source of this 2585-nucleotide messenger RNA. RefSeq lists its product as uncharacterized. Gene Ontology annotation, biological process: regulation of transcription by RNA polymerase II. Gene Ontology annotation, molecular function: sequence-specific DNA binding; DNA-binding transcription factor activity, RNA polymerase II-specific. NCBI's taxonomy places the organism in Eukaryota, Metazoa, Arthropoda, Arachnida, Sarcoptiformes, Pyroglyphidae. Gene Ontology annotation, cellular component: nucleus. The record is from RefSeq and is a predicted model, not a curated record.
AAUAAAUGAAAAAUUGACAACAUCUUUAACUUCCAAAUUGAACUACCUCGAAUUUUUUUCUACUAAAUCAGGAAUCACACUCAUAUUAUUUUGUCUUCAUUACAAAACUUCGCCUCAAUUCAUUUCAUUUUUUUAAAAAUAAUGAUUAUCAUUAUUAAUUAUAACCAAUAAUUAACAAAAAUCGACAAAAACAACAAACUUGAAUCCUGUUCUCACAAAUUAAAACGUCUCGAUGUUACCUUACCGUUAUCAUAAUUUCGGUAAUCUACCAUUGAAUACGUUUCUUGAAGGAUUAGAUGCACGACAACCAACUAUAAGUAAUUUUAUCCAUCCACAAUCAACUGAUCAUCUUAACCAUCAUCCUCAUCAUCAACAACAACAACAAUCGCAUCAACAGCAGCCACAACAUUUAAAUUCACCUGAUCCAAAUAAUAAUAAUAAUAAUACGACAUCACAUCGUAAUUCACCGAAAACAAAAUCAUCAUCAAAUCGUUCAACAUUAUCAAUUAAUGAAAUGGCUGCUAAUCUAACACCAACAUUAUUAUCGGCAUCGUCGAUACCAUUUUCACAGGCUCAACAACAACAGUUGCAAAAUUCACAUCAAGUAGUAUCAAGUGCAGCGAUUCAACAACAAUUAGUUCAACAGCAACAACAACAACAGCAGCAGCAACAACAACAACAACAAACCAGUACGAAUAAUCGUUCAAGAGUAAAGAAUCGUUCGGCAAAUAAUCAUUCAACAACAAAUCAUACAAAUAUUGGUGGUUUGAAUGGUCUGGUAACGGGUAAUAUACAACCAGCUCAACAUAUUUUUGGUACUUCGGUUGCUUUUCCUGGAAAUCCAUUACAAUCGGCUGCUGCUGCUGCGGCAGCUGCUGGUAUUCAGAAUCAGAAUUUUCAUAAUCAACAACAACAACAUCAGACAGCGACCAAUAACAAUAGACUUAAUCAACAGAUGCAACAACAACAACAUUCAUCAGCUACUGGACAACAACAACAAACUGUUUUGUUACCAUUGGAAAUUAAUCCGGGACAAAAUAGAAAUUUGAUCGCUACAAAUAAUAAUAAUAGCGGUAAUAAUAGUACUGCAAGUAGUGGCGCCAAUGUAAUUACAUCGAAUAGUGCGGCUGCUGUUGCCGCAGCCGUUGCUGUUGCUCAUCCACAAUAUACUCAAUACAUUACCUCAUGGCCAUGUCCAGCUUGUAAAAUUGCAUUCCGAUCUGCAAAUGAAUUACAAACUCAUUUGAGUGCUCAUUUUGUGCCGUCCCAAAAGCAAUCAUUAUUACAAAAUCAGAAUCCAUUGAUAGUAGCUAGUUCAAAUCAAAUUACCAACAACAAUAAUUCAUUUAACAAAACAACAAAUCAACCUUCGAAAGAAGAUCAAAGUAUUCAUAUGAAAAAGGAUAAAUCUGUACCAUGCAAUGAAUGUGGAAAAUUAUUCGCUAAUGCCGAAAGAGUUCGUGUUCACGUUAGAGUUGCACACGGUGAGAAAACUUGUUCUUGUGCGAUUUGUGGCUGUGGCUUUUCAUAUCGCUGCAAGCUAUUAAAUCAUAUGAGAACCCAUACAGGUGACAAACCAUUCACUUGUGAAGUAUGUGGCCGUUCAUUUUCACAAAAAAAUCAUUUAAAACGACAUCAUAUGAUACAUACCGGUGAAAGGCCAUUUCCAUGUGAAAUUUGUGGACGUAGUUUUUAUCGUAAAGAUAAACUAACUCGACAUCUUCGUAUUCAUACAAAUCCAAGUCCUGGACGUGGUCGCAAUGCUAAAAUGCCGGCAACAACAGUAGUUGGAGCUAAUCAAUCGGCUGCUGUUAAUACAGCAAUGAAAUUACCAAUGACAACACAAUCAUUAACAUCAUUACCAGCAUCGGCUAUUCAAUUGUUACCAGUUACAAUGACACAGAUAAAAACAUCAACCAAUAGUCCUAUUGGUGGUGUCCAUCCUACAUGGGUAACACAGCUACAAUCAUCAUCAAAUAAUCGUCAACAACAAAACAAUCAGGAUAAUGGCAUAAAUAAAUCUAAUGAUGAUUCACAGCAGCAGCAGCAACAACAACAACAACAACAGCCCUCCAAUUUGAUGUUAAAACAGGAACAGAUGUAAGAAAAAAGAAUGGAAAUAAUGUUUUCUUCAUUUUUGAUUGAAAUGGUCAUUUUGCGUUCAUUGAAUUCGUUUUCAUCGUUUAAUUCUUCUAUCUUUCAAACAAAAAACAAAACAAAAUUUAUUCAAAAACAAAAUUUGCGAUUUAGUGCCAUUUGAAACUCAUAUAUAUUUUCGAUAUAUAUCUAUUCAAUUCUAACCUCAAAACUAAAAAAUUAACUCAGUGGAAAACAAAACAAACAACAAAAAUGUUUACCUCUAACCUUUUUCUUUAUUAUUAUUUUGACAAUUUUUCUUCUUCUCAUCAUUAUCAUCAACGUUGUCUUCUUCAUUGAAAUCCAGAAACUUAAACUUUGUGUUCUUAUAUAUUACUCUCUAAUGUUUUUUUUUGCCUCUUUUUUCUUUAACGGGUGUUUUUCUUCCUUCAUUUUUCUUUCGAAGAAAACAAUCAUCAAAAUAAACAAACAAAAAAUUUGUUCACACA